AUGACUAACCCUUGCAAAGCCUUCACCAGUGGCUCCCUCUCCUCUUGGGAGGUGUCAGGCAAGAUGAGCAGAGGAAAAGCAGCCAGCACGUCCCCGGAUCGCCUGGGCCGCUGCAGUCCCAACGGGGUGGCCAGCAAUGGCUCUCUCAGCCUCCACGGAGAUGGCGGAUACCGAUGCUCCUCUUACUCCUCCUUCUCCAUUGAUGGGAGACUCCUGGCCCCUGUGCACCUCGAUAUCGACCCUGACUUCCAAGCCAUGCGGCAGCAGGAAAAAGAGGAUAUCAAGCUGCUCAACAACCAGUUCGUGACCCUAAUUGAGAAGGUCCAGUGCUUGGAGCAACAGAACAAGAUACUGACGACAAGGUGGAACUUCCUGAAGGAUCAAGACAAUUCCCACUCAGAGUCAGACAUCAAGGCCAUCUACGAUCAAUAUAUGAGCAAAAUGAAUCAAGAGAUGAAGGCGCUGAACUACGAGCAGGAAAAUCUCGAGUCGGAGCUGACAAAGGUCCUGAGCACCAUGGAUAACUUUCGAAGCAAAUAUGAGGAUGAAAUUCGCCUCUGUAGUGGCAUGGAAUACACCUUCAUGGAGCUCAAAAAGGAUUUAGAUGUGAGCUCCUUGCACAGAACUGAGCUGCAGGUAAAACUCAACGGGCUCCAAGAGCUGAUGGAUUUGAAGAAAACUAUCUAUGAGCAGGAACUCGAGGAGCUGUUGACAGAAAUUAAGGACAUUUCUGUUGUACUGGGAAUUGACAAUGCAUGCAAACUUGAUCUGAGCAGAAUUGUGGAAGAAGUGAGGGCCCAGUAUGAAGCCCUGGCUCUUCGGAGCUGGGAGGAGGCUGAAGCACUUACCAGGAGAAAGUUGAGUGAAGGAAGCACCCAAUCAAGCACCUAUGGGGGUCACCUCCUUGACAGCCGACGGGAGAUCGCAGACCUGAACAUACAGAUCCAGAAGCUGAGGUCCUGCAUCGUGUCCCAAAAAAGCCAGUGCCUGUACUUAGAGGAGCAUAUCAAAGAAGCAGGGGAGCACGGAGAGAUGGCCCUCAAGGAUGCCAAAGCCAAACUAGUCAAGCUAGAAGAAGCCCUGCAGAAGAGCAAGGAGGACAUGGCUCACCUGGUGAAAGAGUAUCAGGAGCUGAUGAACAUCAAGCUGGCACUGGAUGUGGAGAUCCUCACUUACAGGAAGCUGAUGGAAGGGGAGGAGAGCAGCAUGGAGCAACCGAUACCCACAAUCGUCAGCGCCGUCCACUCCAGGCCAAAGCACCUUUCUGCCAGCACCUUGAGAAACUCCAAGCUCUUUGCACAAGGAACAGGCAGCACCAACAGUGAGGUGAAGCCAAGUGGAGGCAGCACAAAGGUGCUGCCCACUAGAAGCCACAGUGACAACUCAGCAGACACCUUCAUCAGCAGUGGCCGGCCAAAGCUCAGUUCCCUGCCCACCGAAGAAUGCUCCUAGGAGAAACGGAGCCCCACAGCAUAAACACAAGACCUGUUGGCAUCUGUAGCCAAACGAGGCCAAAGCACUUUCUCCUGAACUCAAGCCAACGUCCGAGGGACAAAGGAUGAGAAUCCACUCCAGGCUGUCUCUUUUGUCUUCGCAACAUCCCAGUUAACAUCUCUGUUACCAGUUACGAGCAGAAUCCAACCCAGGAUUUUAGAGACUCCCCCAUUCAAAUACCCACGCCAACAUCUUCCUCCCUAGGUCUGUUUCCCCAGAGGAUUUGCAUUCACAACCUUUGAGAUCUACCUACAGGAAACUUGGCAAGCGGGGAAAGUAUCAGACACAAACUUUUAACGCAGCAGCCAGAAGCCACCGGCCCAGCCAUUUUACCAGUAUUACAAAAUCAUUCUCUCCCUGCUCUGUGCGUGUCUGAGAGGCGUUCAGUGAUGUGGCUUUCAAAGGAAGGCAGCAUCAAGCUUUCCAAACUGAGCUGGUGGGGAGAUGCAGGCAAACAACCUGAGCCAGGUGGAUCUGCAUACCUGGUGACAAACAUGCUGGCUAUACUGGGGGAUCCUUGGCCACUUCAGGGUAUUCAACUAAUUUUACUGCCUUUUGGUGGAGUCCUCAUUCCUUCCUAUGCCACCAAAUCUAAAACUCCUCAGAACUUUUAUUUUCAUAAGCCAUCUCUUUAGUGGAGAGCAUCUCUGCCUGUCUCGCCUAAAGGCACUCUGCACACAGUGGUGCUAGGUCCUAGAAAUGGGAUAUUUGCUGGUUCCUGUUUAACCACCACGAGCAGGACUUUGUAUUUAUUGACCUUACAUAGCAGCUUUUACCUUACCUGGCUGAUGCCAGCCAUGUCGCACUGAAGCUACCAGAGCCAACUCCGUAGAUGCCACGUCCCCCUGUGAGCAAGGUGGAGGGACGUUCUGGCCUCACCACAGGCGUUGCUGUGGCCCUCACGCACAGACUAACAUAGAUGGUGCCCUCCAGUAUUUUCCUUUAUGAGGCCAGGCUCUGGCCUCAGCUGCUGCCAUGCAGCCCCACUUGAAUUCCCAGAUUUUGAGUUCACAGGAGUUGUUAAUAGUCUCUCUGCAUAUUUCUGCUGAGUGCAUCGCAGUAUUUCCACAUUUCUCUAGGAUAGAC
Grus americana (Whooping crane) is the source of this 2580-nucleotide messenger RNA. RefSeq names its product keratin, type II cytoskeletal 80-like. Gene Ontology annotation, biological process: keratinization; intermediate filament organization. The record is from RefSeq and is a predicted model, not a curated record. NCBI's taxonomy places the organism in Eukaryota, Metazoa, Chordata, Aves, Gruiformes, Gruidae. Bases 1 to 1452 code for a protein of 483 amino acids. The transcript has 9 exons. Gene Ontology annotation, cellular component: keratin filament. Gene Ontology annotation, molecular function: structural constituent of skin epidermis.